AUCUAUCACGGUUCAAAUACUGCACAUCUCCCGUCGCAUAGAAGCUAUACUACCUGUCUUGGGAGCUAGAUCGCCGGUCUAUUGUCAUUACUAAGCACCACUCGCCACAUUGCCAUGCCACCAUCCAGACUAAAGGGCCCGUCUCUGAGGUUCAAGAACAAAACGCGGGAAUUCGCACCUAUAGAAGACGAGUCCGAGGCAAAGGAGCUCCUUAAAAACUCGGAUCUCAUGGCGCAGGAGCCAUCCAAAGACAUGUGUCCGAUCUGCAAAACAGACCGCUACCUCUCCCCCUCGAUGAUCUUUAAGAUCAACCCGGAGUGUUACCACAAGAUGUGCGAGUCCUGUGUGGACCGUAUCUUUGCACUAGGCCUGACGCAGUGCCCAUACCCUGGGUGCAACAAGAUUUUGCGUAAGAACAAGUUCAAGAAGCAGGUGUUUGACGACUUGGAGAUCGAGAAGGAGGUAGACACCCGUAAGAAGAUCAUGGAGAUAUACAACAAGCCGGAAGAAGCAUUUGCGGAAUUGCAGGCCUAUAACGCAUACCUCGAGGAAAUUGAGUCGAUCAUCUUCAACUUUAUUAACUCCGUGGACUUGGAUGAGACCCAGGAGAAGGUCACCAAGUACCAGCAAGAGAAUGAACAGGUUAUCCACAAGCAGAACAUGAUCAAUACCAGCAACGUGAUGAAGUUCAACGAUAACAUGAAGUUCUUGAACGACUUGAAGGUGCAGAAGCAGAAGUUGCAGAAGCAGAUCAGCGAGGACGAGCUGAAUUUGAUAAAGUUGACCCAGAUGGAGAUAUUGAACGAUAUGGACGAUCAGGCGGCCCACAAUGCCAGCAUCCUCGAUAACGUCACGAUUGCCAAGUCCAAGGAGUCGGUAAUAAAGCGCUCGUCUGCCAGAAAGCGUAAGUUGGAGGAGAUUUCUAAUGCCAUCACCCAUUCCGCCACGAAUCUUAGUGGCACCUCAGGAAGCGGGAACAACAAGCGGAAACUCGCGGGCAAGCAAGAAGAGGAAGAAGAAGAGGAGCUCGCGCCGUUCACGCCGUUCGUUGGCGACCGCUACGACAACUUCAUCAGCGUCCAGCGCGAGUUCAAGAGCAUGCGUACGCUCCAAGACGAGGAGAAUUCCGGUUCCAGGUUCGUAAUCGACGACGAGACUGAAUUAUUCUACGACCCGGUGAUGUACGGCUUGUUCGAGAGCAAGAAGGAGUUCCGUGCGAGUGGCUACAAGAUAAACAACUUCUUCAACAAGGCGUUGAUGGACUGCAACUUCGGGUUGAACUGUAUCAUCUCAGUGGAGAAAUAGAAGGGAAAAUUCAGGUUGAACUGUAUUAUCUCAGGGGAGAAAUAAAAGGGAAGUUUAGGUUGAUACGAUUCGGUUCAAACAUAAGUGCAGGCUGUAAAGUGUAGAUGGUUAUAGACCCGAGGUUAUUUUGUAUAGCAAGACUAAGGGAUGCGUUAAUCUAGAAACAUUACUUUUUACCCCAGAGGACGUGGACCAAAGCUGGCUUGUU
Babjeviella inositovora NRRL Y-12698 is the source of this 1513-nucleotide messenger RNA. It is a transcript of the gene TFB3, whose product is annotated as TFIIH/NER complex subunit. The transcript has a single exon. Gene Ontology annotation, molecular function: cyclin-dependent protein serine/threonine kinase activator activity. Lineage: Eukaryota; Fungi; Ascomycota; Pichiomycetes; Serinales. The record is from RefSeq and is a predicted model, not a curated record. Gene Ontology annotation, biological process: positive regulation of cyclin-dependent protein serine/threonine kinase activity; nucleotide-excision repair; regulation of transcription by RNA polymerase II. Bases 115 to 1305 code for a protein of 396 amino acids. Gene Ontology annotation, cellular component: transcription factor TFIIH holo complex.